ACGACUCUCUCCGCGUUUCUGGUUAACCCUAAGCGAGCCGGGAGGAGCGUGGCGGCCGGAGCCGGAGCCGGAGAUGGAGGUGGUGGCGCUGGUGAGCGGCGGCAAGGACAGCUGCUUCUCCAUGAUGCGGUGCCUCGACUACGGCCACAAGGUCGUCGCCCUGGCCAAUCUCAUCCCCCUCGACGACGCCGUCGACGAGCUCGACAGCUACAUGUACCAGACCGUCGGGCACCAGAUCGUGGUCUGCUACGCCAAAUGCAUGGGGCUGCCCCUGUUCCGGCGCCGCAUCAGCGGGUCCACUAGGGAUCACGCUCUGAAAUAUAGCGUCACCCCGGGAGACGAGGUGGAGGAUAUGUUUGCGCUGCUGAGCGAGGUCAAGCGGCGAAUACCCUCCGUCGGCGCAGUGUCCUCGGGCGCCAUCGCCUCCGAUUACCAGAGGCUCCGGGUCGAGAGCGUCUGCUCGAGGCUGGGGCUGGUGUCGCUGGCAUACAUGUGGAAGCAGGAUCAGACUCUGCUUCUCGAAGAAAUGAUAAGAAGGGGCAUUGUGGCUAUAACUGUUAAGGUUGCUGCAAUGGGGCUGAAACCUUCUGCACACUUGGGGAAAGAGCUGUCUGAACUUAAGAGUCAUCUGCUCCAAAUGAAUGAGAGUUAUGGAAUCAAUGUCUGUGGUGAAGGUGGAGAGUACGAAACACUAACUCUUGACUGCCCUCUAUUUCGUAAUGCAAGGAUUGUCCUUGAUGAUUUUGAAGUGAUACUCCACUCCGCUGAUUCCAUUGCUUCAGUUGGAAUUCUUCAUCCCUUGGCAUUUCAUGUUGAGGCCAAGCCAGGUUCGUCCAGUAGCAUUGAGGAUGGCACUAUUGCUCAAGAGAGUUCUAGUUGCUUGUAUGAAGUAAAUGGAGAUAUCGUGCAGACUGAUGUGGAAGACAAACAGACCAGGAAUCCAACACCAACUUCUGAUGCUUACCCAAGUAUGGACGUAUGCAUCUCAAAGACAGGGAAGAGUUUGUUUUCCAUUGGUUGUUGGAUAGGGGAACCCUCUAGUGCUUCAAAAGGCUUGAAGGAAGAUCUAGUCGCAGUUUUGAGCAGAAUUCAGAAUCAACUGAAGGAAGAUGGGUUAAGUUGGGCAAAUGUUCUAUAUGUUCACCUCUACAUUUCAUGUAUGAAGGAAUUUGCAUUAGCCAAUGAAGUUUAUGUCAGCUUCAUCACUGAAAAGAAAUGCCACCUUGGUGUUCCUUCACGCAGUACAAUUGAAUUACCACUAGUUCAGGCUGGUUUAGGCAACACAUAUGUGGAGGUUCUAGUUUCAAAUGACCUUGUCAAAAGAGUUCUCCAUGUACAAAGCAUCUCAUGCUGGGCUCCUAGUUGCAUCGGACCGUACAGCCAGGCAACACUAUAUGGAGAGGUUCUCUACAUGGCUGGUCAGCUUGGGCUUGACCCCCCUACAAUGAAGCUCUGUCCUGGAGGUGCAACAGCUCAACUGGAACUAGCACUGCGAAAUAGUGAAGCUGUGGCCAAUGCCUUCAAGAGCUCUAUCUUUUCUUCGGCAAUACACUUUUUGGUGUACUGCUCUGCCCACCUCACAUCCAGUGAGAAGGAAGAAGUUGAACUUAAACUUCAGAAUUCAUAUAUUGCUCAUUUAGAUUCCUCAAGAACCGGAUCGUACCCUACUAUUCUAUAUGUACUAGCACCUGAUCUUCCAAAAGGGGCGUGUGUGGAGAUAAAACCAACAUUAUAUGUCCCUGCUGACAAUGGCUACAGCGACGACGACGAUGAUGUAGACAUUACCAGCAAGCCGGAGACUGGAGGGUCAAAGCCAGCGUCGAGCAAAGUUCUGAGUGAGUGGAGCGCGCGAUACUCUGACCUGCAUGACUCAUGCUGUCUGGUCCACACCAUCGCUGGGAAGAUUUGUUCUGCCGUAGUCUCGAUCACUAAUGACAUUGCAUCAAAGAUCUGUUCUAGCACGGAACAACUGCACCAAUCAGAGGAGCAACUGAAAGCCAUAGCCAGAUUUUGCGUUUUCCAGAUCGCUAAGAUCCUGAUAGACAACGGCUUUACCUGGGACAGCGUCACGAUGCUGAGGUUCUACUACUUGGUCGAGCACUCGGUGGCGGCGGACGUGAUGUCCCGCAUGUUCUCUGAGGCUUUUGCCGAGCUCGGAAAAGCCACGGGUGGUUCCUUAAGAGCUGAUGGGGUACCUGUUUUCAACGUUCUCCCAGUUUCUGGGUCUGGCCGCUCUGCGUCGAUGCUUGACAUUUUAACGUGUGAGCUGUUGGCUUCCAAGGCUUAAGCCAAGAAUACCUGGCAUGUCGCAUGCCGCAUGGUUAUUCAGGUGGCACUCAGCUGGAACGCAUAUCUUUGCUUGGGACAUUGGAGGUAUGUAGGAUUUCCUGCCAAAACAGCCGGCCGACGCUCUGUUAGCUGGACUGCAGAUUAGCAGUUGCCUUGUUAGUGGUAGUCGGUGAUUUUGAUUUGUUAUAUUACGAUGAUUAUCCGCAUGAUGAUAUACUAUACUACACAACUGUACGCUGGGUCUGGUUGGCCCGUACUGUAGCUUGUAACGACAUUGGUUGGCUCAGUUAGUGGUACAAUUGUCCGUUGCGUUCAUCAGCCAGGUACGGCUCUGUUCUUUAUUGUACUCAGAAGAGAGAGAAAUUACAAGAUCUA
Messenger RNA from Lolium rigidum, 2664 nucleotides. Its product is annotated as diphthine--ammonia ligase-like. The record is from RefSeq and is a predicted model, not a curated record. Gene Ontology annotation, biological process: protein histidyl modification to diphthamide. Gene Ontology annotation, molecular function: diphthine-ammonia ligase activity. The coding region runs from base 74 to 2287 and encodes 737 amino acids. The transcript is spliced from 12 exons. NCBI's taxonomy places the organism in Eukaryota, Viridiplantae, Streptophyta, Magnoliopsida, Poales, Poaceae.